Molecule: messenger RNA, 3864 nt
Organism: Pararge aegeria (speckled wood butterfly)
Lineage: Eukaryota; Metazoa; Arthropoda; Insecta; Lepidoptera; Nymphalidae
Product: condensin-2 complex subunit D3-like
Exons: 22
Coding region: 67-3702 (1211 amino acids)
Biological process (GO): mitotic chromosome condensation; meiotic chromosome condensation
Cellular component (GO): condensed chromosome, centromeric region
Molecular function (GO): histone binding
Source: RefSeq, a predicted model, not a curated record
UUCUACAUAAUUUUAAUUUUCCCGAUUUUAUAAUACAUUAAUAAAAACUAAGCCACCUCUACGAAAAUGGAAAACGUAUUAGAGAAGCUUUAUGAAUUGCAGUUAGAUCAUCUAAACGAUGAAUGGGUGGAUGGAAUUUUCUAUUCAGAAUUCAUGGAAUUUGGUGAACUGCCGGCUGAAUAUGAAAGCGUGUUAGAAUCAAUGGACCUAAGAGCUACGUUUCGGAGUAUUAUGAAAGCAAUUAAUGCAUGGUUGAGAAACGAAUCGGACGAUGAGGAAAGAUCCUGGACGCACUUAUCCAAUCAAGUGAAACAUCAAAAUUUACUGGCAGUUUUAGCGUACUUUAUAGACGUUGGCAGUAAAAACGUUACUUCUAAAGAGCACAGAAACAAUGCUAUUCUGGCUUGUAGGGUAUACUUCAAGUUACUGUCCAUUCCUGGUUAUAAGGCAUACCAUAUAUAUCAUUCACAACUAUUCGCUCAUUCUCUACUAUGCCUGAGCUAUCCAAAAUCUAUGUGUGAUAAUGAAGAUAAUUAUUUUAAUACAAGGGAACUUACCCUUGAAGUAGAUUCUGUAAUAAAGGAAUUGGGUAACUAUGUAAGUGAGUUAAGGGCUAUUAUCAAAGACUUGCAUUUGAACCCAAAUGAUAUGAACUUUGAGGAUAUUUUAAGUAACCUGGUGGAUAUAACUGGAGGGGCUAUUGUUAACAAACUACACAUUGAUAAGGUUGAACUGGGAAACAUUUCUAAAGUAAUAUACGAAAUUAUCAAUAUUUUAAUAUGUGAGCCAAAUGGAAACCCAAGCUCUGUGGCUAUACAACUACUGUUUAAAUGUUUACUUCCCAAAUUCAUUGCUGCAUCUCUGGAUACACGUAAUGCCAAUAACAUUGUCAAAGCCUCAUAUGUGACUUAUUCAGGUUUGCUACUUACAAAGUAUGGAAAAGCUGCUUUAUCGGGGUAUAUUGUGCUUUUACAGCAUCUGUGUUACACUCCAGAUGGACUUGAAAAGGCUGAAGUCCGUACUGCACGUGUAUCUCUAGUAGUAGGUCUAAUGAGCUUAUUACCGCAUAAGUCAUAUAAAAAAAUUGUCAAAUGGUUGCUGACAUUAUCUACAACAGCCAAGAUUACACAUCGACAAAUCGCAUUGGAAAUGUUAUCAAAACUUCUUAAUAAUGAACCUGAAGAACCCAAACGCACAUUGCCUAAUGAAAAUAAUGAAGCAGAACAAACACCUGGAACAGCCUCUGGCGAAGUGACCAAUGAACAAAGUGAGCAGGCUCCUGAAAAUCUACCACCGACUGUUAAUAUAGAUGAGCCACAACCAGGUCCUUCAGGAACCCAAGAUGUCUUAACUGAAGACGAAAGCAGCCAAGAACUUCCACCAUUCAAUGAAAAUGAAGAAGUAACAGAGGAGGAGGUCGCGGGUCUAUUACGUCAACGCUCGCACACCAUAGCGCACGGUGACGUGUUGCGCGCGGUGUACGAGCGCUUGCACGACAUAUCGAGUACCUUGCGGACGCGCGCGCUCACUAUACUCACCGAGUGCCUCAGUUCAGACUACCAGCCUAUGAAAGACGCUAUAAAAGAGUUAAAUGGAGAUGGUGAGGUGUCCCGGUUGGCGGCAGUGGGUGCACAAUGUGUGUGUGACGAGCGGGCCGUCGUGCGCAAGGCGGCGGUUGGACUGAUUCACCGCCUCAUACUCGUCAGGACCGCCAGCGGGAACACACCGCAGCCUUCCGAAUACGCGAUGCUGGUAGGAUUGUGCCGUGAUGCGAGCAUCGUCGUGCGUGUAGCGGCCAUCGCCGCAAUAGGCGAAUUGGUGACACACCGACCAAGUGAUGAAUUUGUAGACGCGUUCCUAACGGGUCCGAUGCACCAAUUGUCCGAUCCUGAAACAAAGAUUCAAGAGCAAGUUGUCAGUAUCAUAGAAAGUAUACUUGUAAAUCGUUUUGAGAAAUACGACGCAAAUAGAACUGAAGACCCUUUGCCUUGGAUGUUCUUAACCGGCGUAGCCCGACAUAAUAUGAAGAAGCAUUUACUAAAUGCAUGCGCAUUGCUUCUUAAAUCGACUAGUUGUAUAAACCACCGUUUAGUGGAUUUAUUGAGCACACACUUGGGAGCUGUGAACGACGAGCGGGACUUGCAAUGCUUGGUAUUGCUUGUUAGUAUCGCGCGUCACAUAAAGUACUCGGACGUUGGUUUCGUACUGGACUACUAUUACAAGCUGAUCGAUGGCCAGCAACGCGAUGCACGAUUGCUGCCACUAACACUUGAGCUGUUGGGUACAUGGUCUUGCUGCAUCGGCGACACGGAGCGACGAAGCCUGCGUGAACAUUUGGUAGCUAGACUGGCUGCAGCCGUUGAUGACGGUUGCAGGACUACUUGCGUAUCGCUUGCAGCUCAACUUGACCCUGACAAUUUGCAGUGGGCCAGUGAAUUAUUACAAUUAUCGGAGCGUCGCGCGGUUAACGGCGGCUCAGUAUCGGAGUGGUUACGUGCCGCUGAUAUCUCCCUCGUGGCACCCCUACCACCGUCGACGCAGCUAUUGCAGCUAUUCUUCAAUGCACUUGUCGAACCGCCACAAGAAUGGUCGGAUGUCGAGCGCGGUGAGUGCGUCGCAGGCGCGGGUCGCCUGUGCGUUCGCUCGCGUGAGACUGCUACGGUGCUUGCGCCGCCCAUCGCCGCACUGCUUAAGGACGCGCGAGCGCCCCUUUGCGCACGCCACAACGCACUGCUCGCCCUCACUGAUAUAUGUACCAGAUACUCAUGCAUUGUAGAGCCGCUUUUGGAAUCAGUUUGCGGUUGCCUUGAAACAGCAACGGUGGGACCGUUGCGCCGCGUGGCCGCACGCUCCCUCACUACGCUCUUACUCUCUGGAUACUUGCGCUUGAGGACUCCACUUUACUAUACGUAUUGCGCUCUACUAGCCGACGAUGACCACGAUGUGCGUGAACCGGCUGAAUAUUACGUGUCGUGUUGCCUUACCGUCGAUGCGAUCUACCACCACUUCGUAGACUGCGUAUUGCAUUACAACAAACAAACGGCGAGCAUAUCAUUCGACGCGCGGCAGUUGAUCUACGACGUGAUGCUGCAAAGAAUGUCACUGGUGCAGAAACUGAACGUCCAGUGCAGACUAGCGCGCGAGGUGCUCGAGCACGCGGCCGAAAUCUGCGAUGAAGGUGAAGAGAUCCCAGCGCAUCUGAACGCGGCCCUACUUGACACAAUCACGCUACUUUGCGGCCCGCGGAUGAAAUUGCCAAAAAAACCUGAAAAGGGGGGAGAUGCUGACAUCGAUGACUUACAAGAAAGAGUAACCACAAACAUAGUGUCUCAUACUUUCACGGAGAAAGAAAAGAAAAUGAAACGUACGGUAGCAGAAGUUCUGGUCCCGGCGGUGCUGCGAUUGUACUCGCACAUGCGUGCGCGUGGCGGACAGCUCGCCACAUACCUCGUGCGCAUCGCCACAGACCUGCUCAACGACUACCGGCACGAGAUUGAGGAGCUUAUCGAAAACGACGAGGAACUAGUUCAACGCGUGCAGCAGUUCCAAGAAACGAUCGGUCUCGAGGCAUCGUUUGGCAACACGCGUAACCUUGUGACGUCAUCAGCGCCGCCCGAGCCCGUAACACCGCGCGCGCCUCGCAAACGCCCAGCGUCCCGGUAUACGGCGGCAACGCCGCGCAAGCGGGCACUGAGGAUAUGAACACGUAUCCAAUAUAUAAUAAAUACAGGGUUAAUUUUCGAACCUUGGCAAUAUUCUAAAAUUAGUAUUUUACACUACUUACACUAUUAGUGCAUAAUGGGUAUGCAGAUGAUAUAAAGUGAAGAAAAUUUGUAGUACGAGUUACAAAAUCUAAAGGAGGCU